UGACUGUGGAAGGCUUAAAUUAAACCAUUGUCACGAAAUCUAGCCCGUUCCGGAUGAUGUUAGAUUGCCCCUGUUUCCUGUUGUCGGUACAGAAUGAGAAGGAAAGUCCUACACCGCCACUCUCCGUUGUUGUAGACGGCGAUACAUGUCUUGUAAGGCGUUUUUAGUCAAUAAUCAAGUGAAUAUGUGGUUGCUUGUAUUCGAGUUGUUUACCUGUGACUAUCCAACGUUUGGGGUAUAUAACAAAACAGAUCAUAUUUUGGCUUUAAGACGAUCAUUGUCAGUAUUUUAAUACACUUAACUUUUCGAAGUGCAUCUUAAGCCGAGGGUGCAGACAAGCUCGCGAGACAUACAAAUCAAACCACCACGGAAGAGAUAAAUAAUAUCACAACGACUGUUUCAUAACUCCCAUAUAUCCGGAAGUGGAUGUGUAACUAUGGUUUCGAGUAAUGUCAUCAGUAUGGCAUCUGCGUUUCACACAAACAACUACCACUGUUUAUGUCGUCUGAAGCGGAGGAACAUGUAUUUUACAAGUGUGUCCCACUCGGUCUGGCCUACACACUACGCGGUGCCUAAGUGGGCCCACUUCCGGGCCGGAAGUGUGUCACCAGUUUGACAGAGUAGAAGGGAUAACGAGAAACUCCAGUGUAGAAAAUCAAAAUGGCGCACAGUUUGUAAUAGAAAUGAAAUUUAUUGGAAAAGAAAGUUCGUCACCAUGUUCAAGACUAAACACAGGAUGAAAAAGAGCCAAGAUAACAAAAUAGACCUGUAUGUUGAAUGUUGGUCGAAAUUCUUUGACGUUGAUGGCAAUUCGGUCACAUUAACAACCAGCACUGCCGGUCCAAUUACCUCCCCUCCUUCUCCAAAUGGCAGUCUGAGUACCAAGAAGCCCAGCAGUGAGGUACCCAGUGUGAUGGUGUACACCAUAGGGGGGUCCGCCGUAUUCCUCCUCCUCACGUGUAUGCUGUUCAUCGUGUGUAUGGUCAUGUCUCGGAAGACUCGCAGUGAACGCAGGAGACGGAAGGCAGCUGAGGCGGAGUCCAAUGUGAUGAAGACGACGAUGACCAGUAUAACGGACACCGAGGACAACACCACGUACGCCGAGGUAUCCAUGGGAGAUCCAACGUACCGAGAUGGUCAUAUUGAACUUCCGAGUAGAAAGCGAACCAGAAUAGGAGGAGUAUCGAACGGACUUCAGACGGUGAAGCGCUUUUUUAGUGUAGAGGGUAAUCAACCGACAUCGGCACAACCAUACGCCGCGACAAGGGAACCAACGCGGCGGGAGCCACUUCCGGCUAUACCGGAAGCUUCACAAAAAAGUAACAGCUUCCCACGAUCGCGAGAACAGAGUGAAAAACGGCUUUCGUAUAGGAAUCCGGAGUACGAGGAAAUCGGACCGGAGUUUUUGCGUAGGAGUCAUAUUUAUAACCCAUUGGUCAGUAGUACCUUAAAGGUGACGGACACGGGAAGCAGUCCGUACGAGGCGUUACGUAAGAGUACACUGAGUCCCAUCCCCGGCUCUACCCGGAGUUUACCAAAGGAAACGAACAUGGAAGAUAAUUAUUUUAUUGUAGAGAAGGAAGGUGAUGGCUAUUCCAAAGUGGUUAAGGAUAAGGCUCCAGCGGACGGGGCGUAUUUCAUUGUGGAAAAGGAGACGGAAUUACCGUCUCGUCACGAACCUCCCUCGCCCGAUGGCGAUAUUGAUAUAAAUGUUAUUCCGUCUUCGCCACCGUGUGAAGAGGAUGCAGAGCGGCAACCGAUGUUGGGCACAACGAGCUCGGGAUGUUGGGAAGCCAGUUCUGCUGGAGAAUCUGACAAUAACUAUUUCCUGCUAGAGAAGUCAAACGGAUCUGCGCCUUCCGAAACUGAUUAUCGGGACUACGUGCAGCCGAUGGACAAACAGCGCAAUUCAUACAUCGAUAUUCUUCCAGAUCAUGUGAAAUUUGUGGACAUUAAAAACCAGUCGGACGAACGCCGACGUCAGCUGACUAAUACAUAACCAUCGUAUGGUGUUGGUUUCUUUACUGAAACGAUUUGUUUGUGGUGACAUUUGUCUUACCAGAUGCGUGUUUGUGUAUGCAAGACCCGAAUUUUGUUUAAAAACAGGUAUGUGUGCUCAACCUGUUUCUCAUAAGUUCUGUGACAUGGAAACUUUCUAAAUUUUCAAAUUCUGAGGCGGAACUGCUUCAAAUUUCAGUUAUAAAUAUUUAAGCAUUGAAUUCAUUAAGUUGGCAUUCAUAAACAAUAUGAAUGCCAACUGGAACGCGACAACUGCAAUGAAGCGUGCUAGUAAUCAGUGUGCCCGACUAUACAUUUUUCAUUGAUACUAAUAUUAGGAACAUGUGUGAUUAAUUAUAAGUGUUUAUACCUGCGGUUUUAUCAUACCAUUGUCAGGUCACAUCUGAGGUUUUAUCAUACCAUUGUCACACCACACCUGAGGUUUUAUCAUACCAUUGUCACGUCACACCUGAGGUUUUAUCAUACUAUUGUCACGUCACACCUGAGGUGUGUUCACAGAAUGUACCGUGCCUUGACAAUUUACUGCAUACUUCCCACCUCUCACAAUGGAAAAGUGUGGGCAAUAAAUCACUUGCUACCACAGUCUAC
Messenger RNA from Mizuhopecten yessoensis (Yesso scallop), 2607 nucleotides. RefSeq lists its product as uncharacterized. The transcript is spliced from 5 exons. The record is from RefSeq and is a predicted model, not a curated record. Lineage: Eukaryota; Metazoa; Mollusca; Bivalvia; Pectinida; Pectinidae. Bases 716 to 1999 code for a protein of 427 amino acids.